This is a messenger RNA of Zea mays, 1660 nucleotides long. RefSeq names its product HVA22-like protein f. The record is from RefSeq and is a predicted model, not a curated record. The transcript is spliced from 2 exons. NCBI's taxonomy places the organism in Eukaryota, Viridiplantae, Streptophyta, Magnoliopsida, Poales, Poaceae.
AAAAUCUUACAUGGAGUCGAUUGGUAAAGCCUUUGUUUGUAUGCAGAACAACACUAUAUAUCAGUUAAUUGCAUUUAUGCACAUGUUGUUAUAGCUGAUCAUAUAUAUCCGCACCUGAUUAGUUCGUUUCUGCUCAGGGACAGGGACAAAAAAGGGGAGAACGUUGAAAUUCCAUUACUUGGGAGAGACCGCACAAACUAUGGUAAUAUUGCUCCAACUAUGUUCUAAAGAUUCCAUGACGCGGUAAGAUGUUAAGAAAUCCAAACAUGUUAAUUGACUAUAUAAUUAUUGUUCACACUUAAUCUCGCUUUCGACUUAACCCUUUAUUAGAAAACUACAUGGUCGAUGGGGUCAAGCAAACGAAAAGUUUAUGAUAAAAAUGUCCUUUAGUUCUUUUUCCCCAAAUCUACUACUACACUCUUUUUUGAACAACAAUCUACUGCUACACUUUUUUGUUAUCUAUAAAACAUUGACCACAUCUUCAGAUAGUCCUCUAUUCGAUAAGUUCCGUCUAGAGAGUUUAUUUUAGUGCAAAAAACAACAUAGUGCCUACUGCCUCCUACCUUGUCAGGAAAUGUUACACACAGACCUAUAGACAGUUACAUACGGACCACAUUUUUAGAUAUUACGCUGCUUGAUAAGCUUCGUCUCGAGAGUUUAUUUUAGUACAAACAACAACUUAGGUCCCCAUACGUGAUCAGGAAAUGUUACACAUCACUAUGUUACUAUAUUUAUUUCUUUCUCUAUGAUAUUUUUUCACACCCAUUGAUUGCACAGCACCACCAUUUAGAAAGAGGGUGUGAUGAUCUUUUGUUGUUUUUGUAGCGAGAAGCUCAAAGAAGGGGAAGACAUCUACAUCUAUCAGUAAGUGAUCCAGUUUAGUAGAUGAAUCACCGCUAUGGGUGUUUUUCUAUUCUUGAAUAGGCAUGUGGUUCUAUUGAUGGUUGUUUGAUGUUUGGUAUAUUGUGUUCUGAUUGUAGGUUUCCGCUGUGGCAAUUAAUCUCUGGCGCGCUGGCAGAGCCCCCAAGAAUUCAUCUCUGGCGUGGCCGGUUUUUUCCUUGUCAUGUUUCCGCUGUGGCCGUACAUGAAGUUGUUGUUCUGCUGCUAGCUGGUGCUACCCAUCUUCAACGGCGCGGCCUACAUCUACGAGGCGCACGUCCGGCACUACUUCAAGAUCGGCAACUACGUGAGCCCCAGCUACAGCGAGCACCACCGCCGGGUGCUGCAGAUGACGAGCCUCGACGUGUGCAGGUCCGUCGAGCGCUUCAUCGACACGCACGGGCCCGACGCGCUCGACAGGAUCAUCCGAGCUGCUGAGCAGGAAGCCAAGAGGACCUAGCAGCUUAGCGUGCGCUGUAACUUAAGGGAUUCAGUCCAUAGGGCUUCAGAAUUUAGAUGGGGUGAAGGCGAAGCAAUGUGAAUUGUUUGGGGCAAAAACUGAAGCAGCCCGAUGCUCUCCUACCCCUCAGUUCUGUCUAACUGCUUAAAUACUUCAAUUUUAUCCUCGGUUAUAUGACCUUUAUUCUGGUAGUGCAUUGAAGUUCUUUUAUGUUAGGAUGCUUGAGGUCUGACAUGCUACUGGUAGUGUAUUGAAGUUCUUUUAUGUAACAUUGGGCAGCAUUGACAUGGGGUUCAACAUAUUAGUUCUUGUGUUUCUCUU